AUGUUAUUCUUACAAAUUUGGUUGGCUACUAUGGUGAGCGUAACCAUAGCUGCACCGAUGGCAAAUGAAAUGCUAGAUGUCUCCCCCCUCGACAGCAGAGACGACAAUAGCGUUAGCGGCUUUAGCCGUCGCCGCUAUACUCCAACCUUCAGUGCCCGUCAAGAACCACCAGAAGACGACCCGCGGAAGGCCAUAGACCCGCAAAAGAUAUGUGAGGACUGUAACUGCUGGCUUAACGCAUACUAUUUGCCACUUCCUGGCCCUGGGAGGUGCCCAGCAGGUAAAUGCCACAAAUGCAGUGGACACAGCCUAUCGAAAGCUUUGCAAUCAACGGACCACGUCAUGUUAGUUUAA
Fusarium proliferatum ET1 is the source of this 354-nucleotide messenger RNA. RefSeq lists its product as uncharacterized. The record is from RefSeq and is a predicted model, not a curated record. The transcript has a single exon. Lineage: Eukaryota; Fungi; Ascomycota; Sordariomycetes; Hypocreales; Nectriaceae. Bases 1 to 354 code for a protein of 117 amino acids.